Tilletiopsis washingtonensis is the source of this 1652-nucleotide messenger RNA. Its product is annotated as TFIIH basal transcription factor complex, subunit SSL1. Gene Ontology annotation, cellular component: transcription factor TFIIH holo complex; transcription factor TFIIH core complex. The transcript is spliced from 6 exons. Bases 100 to 1518 code for a protein of 472 amino acids. The record is from RefSeq and is a predicted model, not a curated record. Gene Ontology annotation, molecular function: zinc ion binding. Gene Ontology annotation, biological process: regulation of transcription by RNA polymerase II; nucleotide-excision repair; DNA-templated transcription. Lineage: Eukaryota; Fungi; Basidiomycota; Exobasidiomycetes; Entylomatales.
UGACCACACCCAGCCUCUCCACGUCGGCAGCUUGGCACCUGCCACAACAGCCCACCACCGCAUUCCCGAGGCUCGCCAUACGGUCUCGCAGCGGCAGCCAUGCCAGCCCGCGACUCCGACUACUCGGCGUCCGACUCAGACUCGGACGCGCCGCUGCCUUCGUCUUCGCGCGCCGUCGCAGCGUCUUCUUCGCGAGGCGCUGCUGCCGGCGCCUCUGCCGCAGCUGCGCCCGCCGGAGCGGCACGAGGCACUCGCGGAGCCGUCGCUGCGGGCGCAAAGGCCAAGAAGAAGGGCAAGGGCAAGGAUGCGGGCUAUGCGUGGGAGGCCACGUUUAAGCGCAGCUGGGACGCCGUGCGCGAGGAUGGCGAGGGCGGCCUCGAGGCGACGGUGCGCGGCAUGUUGGAGGCGGGUAAGCGGCGACGAACGAGACCGCCAGCCUAUGCGGUGCAGCGCGGCAUCAUUCGCCAUCUCGUACUCGUGCUUGACCUGAGCGAGAGCAUGUCAGAGCGGGACCUGCGGCCAAAUCGGCACGCACUGUCGCUCCAGUACGCUCGCGAGUUCGUCACCGAGUACUUCGAUCAGAAUCCGAUAGGCCAGCUCGGCAUCAUCGCCACGCGAGACGGCAUUGCUGAGCGGCUCGGGCUUCUCGGCGGCAACGUGGUGGACCAUCUUGCGGCGCUGUCCAACGCACGGCGUCUGGAGCCCAAGGGAGAGCCGAGUCUGCAGAAUGCGCUCGAGAUGGCGCGCAGCAGUCUCGCUCACUUGCCCGCCUCGUCCUCGCGAGAGAUCCUCGUGCUCUUCGGCUCCCUGACGACAUGCGAUCCGUCCAACAUCCACACGACGAUCGACACCCUCGCAGAGGAGCGCAUCCGUGUGUCCAUGGUCUGUCUCGCCGCCGAGGUCAAGGUCUGCAAGACCGUCACCGUGCGCACAGGCGGCACGUUUGCCGUGGCGCUCAACGAGGGCCAUCUGCGCGAUGUUCUCUUCCAGUCCGUCGCGCCGCCCGAAAUCCUGGCGCCCAAGCGCAACCCCGCACAGGCCGAGGACGCGGCUCCAGAUGGCGGCGAUCUGCUGUGCAUGGCCUUUCCCCUGCGUCUGCCUGCUGCGGCGCCGGCAUCGCUGUGCGCCUGCCACGGACGCAUCAAGUCCGGCACGGCGUUCGUCUGUCCGCGCUGCGAGGCAAAGGUGUGCGACGUGCCGACCGACUGCCCCAUCUGCGGCAUGACCAUUGUGCUCAGCACGCAUCUGGCCCGCUCCUACCACCACCUCUUCCCGACGCCGUACUACGCGCCCGUCGAGUGGGACGAUCUCGACGCAGCAGAGGACGUCUCGCCGACGUGCCACGGCUGCUCGACGCCCUUUGCGAUUGACACGCCAGCUGCGCGCGCCGCUGCCGUCUCGAGCGAGAACGUCUCGCCCACGGGCCGCUAUGCGUGCGAGGCGUGCGGCGAGCACUUCUGCAUCGAGUGCGACACGUUUGUGCACGAGACGCUCCACGUGUGCCCCGGCUGCGCAUAGCCAUGAGCAAUGCACCACCCCUCCCGCAGCGAGGCGCACCGCACAUCGCUUGCAGUCAGCAUUACAGAGUGACAUUACGCAUUCUCGCCCUGUCCGAGCACAAUCUCAUCGACGCGGAUGCGCGUGUACGGCUG